This is a messenger RNA of Solea senegalensis (Senegalese sole), 5330 nucleotides long. It is a transcript of the gene spag5, whose product is annotated as sperm associated antigen 5. Gene Ontology annotation, biological process: regulation of attachment of spindle microtubules to kinetochore; cell division. The record is from RefSeq and is a predicted model, not a curated record. The transcript has 24 exons. Bases 4 to 4851 code for a protein of 1615 amino acids. Lineage: Eukaryota; Metazoa; Chordata; Actinopteri; Pleuronectiformes; Soleidae.
GUAAUGUCCUCCAGGAAGUCAAGUUCCCCAGAGGAAGGCUUGCCUUCCAGUAAAUAUGGAGAGCGUACUCCUCUGCGAAGUCUGGAGAAUGAAAUGCUGCACCUGCCAACUUCUAGGCUGAAAUCAGGUGCUGAUGCUGCCAAGAUGGCAAAGGAUGACGUUCCUCUCCGUGAUCCAGUAUCUCACUUAGACUUUUCUCCGUCCAUCAAAAUGAUGCAGAUGCACAAUCCCACAAUUGCUAAGACUGUUUGUGGACUUGGAGACGUAACAUUUAAAUCCUUUGUAUGCCCUGGUGGGGAGGUUGAAAUUUCAGACUCUUCAGUGUCUGCAGAACAGAGCAUUGUUUUGCCUCAGGAUCAGGCUACAUGUAACACUGGAUCAGAAGAUACAGUCAUAUCUGACAGUAUGAUUGUGCAGUCAUGUGCUGAUCACACAGAUCAUCCCUAUUACAAUUCAGAGACAACGAAUGCUACAUUGCGUGAAACUGAAGAAGCAUGCCUCUGUGAAUUUCCCAACAAUACACUGGCCUCUGGGAGACAGGAUGAUGAAUGUGCCACACAGAAAUCUGAAGUUUUUGAGAAUGACCAAUAUGCAGAUGAAGAUAUUGUCCAAAAACAUGACACCGCAGCUCUGCCACAGGCACAGGACAUUCAAUUUUUACAAGACAACAGUGUAAAUUCAACAUAUUCCUCUCACUAUGGUCAACUGUGUGAAACAGAGCAUGCUGAUCAUCCCAGCUGUAGCAGUGUGAAUGUUCCUGACAUCACCACUUUCUCCGAGGCUCCAAAUGUUUUUGAGAAAUGUGCUGAUGGUCUGAGUGAUGUAACCUUCAAAUCAUUUAACUGCUCUGGGGGAGAGGUAGACAUUUCAGAACGCACCAACAUUAUGAAUGACACAGUUCCUGUACCGGACAACACCAUGACAAGCAGCGAGCCACACAGUUACAGCAUGAAUCAAAGCCUUUUAGCCAAUGAUUACGACGUGCAAAAUGGUAACCGGCAUGUGGAUCAUCCAUACUGUCAUCAUGAAAGUUCUUCAUUGACCUCAGGUGAUAAAGAGGAAUCGUUGCCGUGUAUUAUUAGUGAUGUGGAUGAGGUUAAAACAGGGGAUGGGGAUGAAAAAUCCAAUUGCUCCCCAUUGCCUGAGAAAAUACACCCUCUGCUGGAUAACGUCUCUAAAUCUGCAUGUGUUACACAGGAACUGUUCCUGUGUGAGGAACAAAUCCAUGGUGACUAUGAAGCACCAAACUGUCAUGUGGAGAAUGAUGAAGUUGUUUUAGAUUCUCAGUCACCAGCUAUCAACGCAUCGUCAAAGCCUUUGGAUAAUGAGUCUGUCACCUGUCAAGAGCAAGAAACAGUAAAGCACUCAAUAUGUUCAGAAAAUGUGGCUUCAGCAGAGAAUCUGGCACCUGUGGAAGUGCAGCAGCUUCUGGGACAUGUGUCUCAAGUGCAGUCGAGCAGUGCACCGCCUGAAUCCAGCGAAGCAAAAGACAGUGCUCUUGGUUCAUCGGGAAAUGAACCUGUACUUAGUAAUUCUGGAGAAAAACCUCACCACCCUACAGAGAAUCCUGCGGAUAUUUUGAAAGCUCUGUCAGAGUUUUCUUCAGUAGCAUCAGCUUUGCAGUUUAGAAUCCUCAGUCCUAUUGUUAGGAGAUCCUCAAAGUCUGUAUUCAAGGCUCUUGACGAUCAUGCGGUGGAUAAUUAUUUGGCUUUCGACUCUGCCCUUGAUGGUGAAAAGAGCUUGGUGUCUCCUGUCGUCGCUGAUCCCUCCGGGUUGUGGGUAGAGCACUUGGAGAGCCCCAUGCCACGUCCCCUGUUCAACUCUACAGCGAUGUGUCACAAGCCUCAUUCAGGCCCAGGCACUGAACCGGAGAAGGGUGUGGGUGAGAAGCCUUAUGUUGUCCCACCGUCAGAGGGAGAAAAGCCAGCUGUCCCAUUGAUUCUAGAUGGGCCACUUCAGCAGCAACUCCGGCAGAUGGCAGAGUUCCUUCUCUUGGCAACUGGAAAAAUGGUUCCUGCUGGUGUUUCUGUAUGUGCACCACCUCCUGCUGCCACUAUGGCACCACCACCAAGAGCUACUACUGCAGAAUCCCACAGUGUCUGUGUGGGUACCACUGCUGUGAAACUGGUGGACCACAGCAUCAAUACAUCUGGCCAGUUUGAGCUCAAGAGAGAUUUUUCUGUGGCUGAUUCCUGCGCUCAGACUGACCCUCUCCUGUGGAAUGUACCUCCGGGGAGCCUAGAGUGCCUGCCUAGAUCAGAGCUGGAACAGAGGUUAAGGUCUAGCAUGAUCAUGGUGGAGGCCCUGGUGCAGCAGUUGGCUGCAUCCCGAACACAUGGAUCUACAGGCCCUGCACCUUCAGAGCUCAGGGAGAAAUUAGUGCAGACUGACCACACUGAGCUCAGUCAGACCACAGGGUAUCGAGACCUUUAUAUGGAGGCUCUGAGCAGGAUUAGUGAGUUGGAGCUGGACGGAGGUUCUCUCCAGAAACUCAUUCAGUGUAUGCAAGACAUGAGAAUCACUAUGACUUCUUUGAGUAGCAACACAGACACUGCGUUCUCUAACAUGAUAGAAAUGGAAGAGCUUGUCAGAGAAGACCAUCAAAGCCUGGUUUCACACUAUGGUCAGAUGAAGUCUCUAUUUGAGAAAACGAGGACGACACAAACACAAAUGAUGCAGAAGGUCAAAGAAGCUCUUCACCAAAGAGAUGACAUGAGGAAACAGAUGGAGGAAUCCUUCCAAGCCAAGGAGGCGGCCUUCCGCACGAUGGAACAGCUGAGGACACAUUGUGCCACAGAAAAGUCAGAGUUAGAGAGGAGUGUUGGGUCUCAGCAGGAACUACUUGCUGCUCUCAAACAGACUUUUCCAGAACAGGUUGCAUUAAACCAGGCCUACACUCAAAUGCUGAACUCUGCUUCUGAUCAGUUGUCUGAAACCAUGGUGGAGCAGUCCAGUUUGAUCAAAGAGCUCGGCACAGUCAGAGCCCUCCUGCAGAAAACUGCUCCCAUGCUCCUGAAGCUCAACGACAAGGCUGUAGCUGCUUUGCGCGAGAGAGACGAGCACAUUUCUGCAAAAGACCAAGCUGUCAAAGAGAGAGAACAGUUCAAAGAAGAGCUGGACCAAACUAAUCUGAAUCUACAAACUGCCAGAGAACAGAUUGGCGAUUUAAAUCUGCAGAUGACAAUUUUGUCCUCAGAGAUGAAUGUUCUGCAUGAGAAGUUAACAGAGAGAGACCAAGAGCGGGGUCAGCUGGAGAGGAAGGCGACAGAAUUGUCUGCCACAGUUUCCUCAACGCUGGCUUCCUACACUUUCUUGGAGCAGGCACUCGCAGCUGAAACAACAAAAUUGCAGCAGUCAUGGAAAGACAUCCAGCAAGCCAGGGACAGAGGAAAUGAGUUGGAGGCAUCACUGGAGCAGUCAGAGCAGCAGGUUUCUGAGUUAAGUCAGGCUUUGUCUCACAGUGAGGAGCAGCUCAGUCAGCUGCAGACCCUCUCACAGUCUCAGAAAAUGCAGAUCCAGCAGCUCCAGGACCUUUGCACACAACUCAGCGACGUACGGGAAAUGAGCGAGUUCUUGCAGAUGGAGAAUCAGUUGGCGAGGGAGCAGGUGGCUGAAAGUGAGCGCUUGCUGAGGGCCAACUUGCAAGGACUCAGGGAAAGGAACAUCCAGUGUGAGGACCUAAAAGAAGAACUUAGUCAGCUUCAGCUUGAGAACAGAAGUCUGCGGGAGCAACUGGAAACCACAAGAUCUCAAGCCUGUGCAAAGCAGGUGGAGCUUGGAGAGAAGCUGGCUCAGAGGGACACUGAGAUCACUUUGCUGCAUCACACACUGCGAGGACUCACCAAUGAGCUACAAGCAGCUCUCAACGAUGAGAGAGCUGAACAACAGAAGGAUAAAGAUUCUCAAUCAGUCCAUCAAAUGCAGCGCCGUCACCCCUCCAGCUCGUUUGUGGACAGCAUCAUGGUUGCAUUAACUGUCGAGCAAGAGGAAGAGAUGAAAGCAGACACGCCUCCUGAACCAGACACGCCUGAAGCACAGUCGGAGACGUUGUUCAGUGAGAAGAGUGCCUUCACCCGAAUUGCAGCCGUCACUCCUAAGAAGAAUGUGAGUGCAGCGGAGAUUGAACCAGUAGAGGACGACGAGAGCGGUGUGGCAGAGCUGGUCGUCGACGUGAGCAGCACCGUCGCAGAACUCAUCAGCACGCUGAAAGUGCUGCAACAGCGCAGGGAUGCUCAGCUGGAGGAGCUGCACAACACCAUCUAUGGCCUGCAGGAGGAGCAGCAGACUGUAAAGAGCAAACAUGAGGCUGAAGUGUCGGAGCUCAAGCAUCAGCUGAACCGACUGAACGUCCUCGCUGAGAGAGGCAAUCAGGCCUUGCAGCAGCAAGCUCAGGAUGAGAAAACGGUGGUAAACUUGUCAGAAGAAAUACAAGAAGUCCAGGAAAUUCUUAACAAACACAAGUUUGACAAUAAUGAGUUGCGUAAGGAGGUGACAGACCUUCGCCUCACUCUCCAGCAGUCCCAGGUGGAGUCUCAAUUCUUGCGUGAGGAAUUGAGAAAAGCUGGUGGUGUGUCGGCUAACCCUACACAUUUGAUGGAAGAGAAGAUCCUGUUAUUGAAAGAGGUGGCGAGACUGAAGUUGAGUCUUCAAGAGGUGGAGCAGGCCCGAGUGAAACUCCUUGAGCGAGCAAAGAGACAUCAAAUGAUCCAUCAGAACAACCAGCAGAAAAGUGAGAAUGAACUUCAGAUGUUAAACCACAUGAUCAAUAAAGUCAGAGAGACUCUGAUGUCUUUGCCAGAGAUUGUGAAGAAUUGUCAACUCCUUCAGCAGCUUGUUGAAUACAUUGGCUAAUGUGUGUUGUUGUUGUUUUCUCUUGUAUUCAUUUUAUUUAUGUCUUCAUGUCUUAAGCUGGUUCUCACUGUAAGUUGUUACGUUUUUCCUAAUUAAAUUUCCUUUUUUAAUCUUUUUUAUUUGUUUUUGUCUAACUUUUGCUGUUUGUUUUUUGUUUGUUUUUGCAUUUGAAUAACAAAGAAGUCAAAUGUUGUACAGUCAUGUUAAUAUUAAAAACAGCAAAUUUGAAUACAUCCAAACUGAAUAACUACAUAUGUUGUGCCAUGCUGUAAGGAAAGUUAGGUAUGCUCCAGCAAACUAGUUAUUAAAAUCAUACAUUACAUUCAAUCAUUUAAGGAAUUUCAGUGAAUAAUUCUUCUUCGUCUUAAUUUUCAGACAUGAUAAAUUAACAAAAAAGAAAAAUCCUAUCACAGUUUGUGACAGCCAUGUAAAUGAAUAUGGACACCAUGUAAAUGUGUUUGAAUGGGAUGCACAGAAAA